Phalacrocorax carbo (great cormorant) is the source of this 677-nucleotide messenger RNA. The record is from RefSeq and is a predicted model, not a curated record. NCBI's taxonomy places the organism in Eukaryota, Metazoa, Chordata, Aves, Suliformes, Phalacrocoracidae.
GACCCCCCUGAGCCUCCGCUGGGGUCGCCCCCCACCCACCUCCCCCCCGCCGCAGGGAUGGCCUCGCUGGGCACCAGCAGCCAGAUGGUCACCGAGUACGUGGUCCGGGUGCCCAAGAACACCACCAAGAGGUACAACAUCAUGGCCUUCAACGCCGCCGACAAGGUCAACUUCGCCACCUGGCACCAGGCGCGGAUGGAGCGCGACCUGAGCAACAAGAGGAUGUACCAGGAGGAGGAGCUGCCCGAGAGCGGCGCCGGCAGCGAGUUCCACCGGCGGCUGCGGGACGAGGCCCGGCGCAGGCGGCUCGGCUUCGCCCCCCGCGUCUUCCGCGCCGAGGAGCAGCCCUGGGUGCUGCGCGUGAACGGGCGGGCGGGGCGCAGGUACAAGGGGGUGAGGAAGGGCGGCGUCACCGAAAACGCCUCCUACUACAUCUUCACGCAAUGCCCCGACGGCGCCUUCGAGGCCUUCCCCGUCCAGCACUGGUACAACUUCACCCCGCUGGCCAAGCACCGCACGCUGACGGCCGAGGAGGCCGAGGAGGAGUGGGAGAGGUCAGGGGGCGCGGGGGGACCCCCAAACUCCCAGGCGACCCCCCCCGCCCCAGAGCUUGAGACCCCCUGGAGCAGAGGGGAUGGUGUCGGGGGCGUGACCCUGAGCCGGGGCGGGGGGAUGUU